GAGCGCAUCAUGUGCUAAAUGUUUAAUGUAUAGUUAUUAACAAUCAGUCACCUUUUAGUUUGAGAUGGCUCCUUCAGCGGCUGCUAGUGAAGACAGGAAAGCCUUGGUGAGGAGGAUGUUAAUAGAAGUUCUGAUGGGUCGAGAAGAUCCAGAGGGGUUCUUUGCGAUGUGUGUGUCCGCUCUGGGGCCCCAGGAGACCCGCUCUCAGUUCCUGGCCCUCAUCCAGCCCCUGUCCACAGCCAACAGCUCCCUGCACUCCGGCCUCACCUCCAUCUACGAGCAAUAUUUCUCUAAGACUGAAGAUGAUGAACUGCAACUCGCAUUGGCUCUCUCUCUACUGGAAGUGAAAGAUGACCAGCUGUCAAGCCCCAGCCAAGACUCCCCACUUCAGCCACCUAGAGACAGACCAAAUCAGAGAAGCCCUGCUCAAAAGUCAACAGUAUCUCAGCCUCAGGGAAACAGCCACACCAAGCCAGCAGAUGGAGUUGGUAGGAGAGAACACACCAUCACAACACAAACUGAAGCCAGGGUCAAGGCGAGCCCAUUACAGACAUUCAGAGAAACUGAGCUUCAGAAAAACAAUGUUGACAAAUAUAAAAUGGGGACACCGGGGACAAGUCUGGCUGGGUGUGUCUCCAGUCCGUCCGGCUUGUUUUUAAAGCAAAACACGAUUGAAAAAGAUAACCAAAUGAUGAACGAGGGAGAUUUGAAUCAACCAGAGACACCAAAAUGCUCUAAGAACAGGCGGCAGAGGCGUAAAGGCGCUGGCCAGAAGAUUGUAGGUUUGCCCUGUUCUCCAUCAGCACAACCACCCGUUCUGCUGUGGUUCAGGAGGGACUUGCGACUUGGGGACAAUCCUGCUCUCAUCGGCUCUCUGGAGGUUGGUUCACCCGUCAUCCCUGUCUUCAUCUGGAGCCCUGAAGAGGAGGAGGGACCUGGGAUAACAGUGGCUAUGGGGGGAGCCUGUAAAUACUGGCUUCAUCAAGCUUUGUCUUGUUUCUCUUCAUCUCUGGAGCGCAUUGGCAGCCAUCUUGUCUUUCUUAAGGCAAAUGGAUCAUCUCUGUGUACCCUUAAGGAGCUAGUAAGAGAGACGGGAGCUAGAACGGUCUUGGCUAACGCCCUCUAUGAGCCCUGGCUGAAGGAGAGGGAUGAUGAUGUAGAGUCAGCCCUUCAGAAAGAUGGUGUUGAAUGCAAGAUGUACCACUCAUACUGUCUCAGAGACCCCUACUCUGUCAGCACUGAGGGUGUGGGACUCAGAGGAAUAGGUUCAGUGUCUCACUUCAUGAACUGCUGUAGACAGAACCCAGGGUCUGCAUUAGGGGCCCCUCUGGACCCUCCUGUAUCUCUACCCACACCCGCGUAUUGGCCUCAGGGUGUCUCUUUGGACGUGCUAGGCCUGGGUCGUAUGCCCCGCAGGAAGGAUGGCACAACGAUUGACUGGGCAGCUAACAUUCGCAAAUCCUGGGAUUUCAGCGAGGAUGGAGCAUGUGCCCGGCUAGAGGCCUUUCUGAAUGAUGGUGUGUAUAGAUAUGAAAAAGAGUCAGGCAGAGCAGAUGCCCCAAAUACCAGCUGUCUGUCUCCCUACCUUCACUUCGGUCAGUUAAGCCCUCGCUGGCUGUUAUGGGAUGCCAAAGGGGCGCGCUGUCGACCCCCGAAGUUCCAACGCAAAUUGGCCUGGAGAGAUUUGGCUUACUGGCAGCUGACAUUGUUUCCUGAUCUCCCCUGGGAAUCCCUCAGACCUCCAUACAAGGCUCUGCGGUGGAGCAGUGAUAGAGACCACCUGAAGGCCUGGCAGCGGGGGCGGACAGGCUACCCUCUGGUGGACGCAGCCAUGAGGCAGCUGUGGCUGACAGGUUGGAUGAAUAACUACAUGAGACAUGUGGUGGCGUCUUUUCUAAUAGCAUAUCUCUAUCUGCCAUGGCAAGAAGGCUAUCGUUGGUUCCAGGACACCCUGGUGGAUGCAGAUGUUGCCAUAGAUGCUAUGAUGUGGCAGAAUGGAGGCAUGUGUGGUCUGGAUCACUGGAACUUUGUCAUGCACCCUGUCGAUGCAGCCAUGACCUGCGACCCCUACGGCAGCUAUGUUCGAAAAUGGUGUUCAGAACUUGCCGAGCUACCUGAUGAGCUUGUUCACAAACCUUGGAAAUGUCCUGCACCCAUGCUACGACGUGCUGGUCUGGUCUUUGGCCAAACGUAUCCUGAGCGAAUAGUUACAGAUCUGGAGGAGCGGAGGAGUCGUUCGCUGCAAGAUGUGGCUCUGGUGCGGAAAGAGUUUGGACAAUAUGUGGACAAGCGCUCAGGCUGCGACUUGGUGCCUCUGCCCCAACGCCUGGUCUCUGAGGCUCUGGGCUUGUCACACAGGGAUGGCGGCGUGGUGACAGAGGGACAGCAGUUCCUGUUGCCUGUUAUCACCCGCAUGGAAUUCAAACACCAGCUGGAAGAUCCAGACGCAGAUGCCGCCUCGAAUCCCUACAAUGCUGUUCUGAAAGGAUACGUGAGCCGCAAGAGGGAUGAGACCAUCGCCUUCCUCAAUGAGAGAGACUUUACUGCCAGUGUGAUGUACGAGGGAGUUCAGAGAAAGGAGAGGCUGGAGAGCGACUACCGUAGAAUCGAGGGACUCCCUGGGCUUCCUGCGCCUCGAGGCAGGGCCAGACGAACUCCAACAGCCAAGGACCGGUUUUCUGUAGUAUCUGGUGGAGCAGUCUCCUCACUCAGGUGACCCCAAGAUCGAAAGUUCACAGCUUUAAGUGACCAGUAACUGGCUGUUAAAUGCAAAAGUAUCAAAUUCUACAGAGCAAUAUUUUUUAAGUGCAAAAAAAUGUGUAAAGAACAAUAUUUUACAGUGUUUACAAACUGUGUGUGUGUACAUAACAGGUUGACUGAAAUAGUUCAGGAGAUAUGUAAAUUAGUAAAUAUGCAAAUAGAUUUUGUAUUAUGUGACACUGACAUACUGUAAUACCAAAGAUCACAUG
Messenger RNA from Trematomus bernacchii (emerald rockcod), 2969 nucleotides. Its product is annotated as deoxyribodipyrimidine photo-lyase. Gene Ontology annotation, cellular component: nucleus; cytoplasm. Gene Ontology annotation, molecular function: FAD binding; DNA binding. The transcript has 9 exons. Lineage: Eukaryota; Metazoa; Chordata; Actinopteri; Perciformes; Nototheniidae. The record is from RefSeq and is a predicted model, not a curated record. Bases 65 to 2716 code for a protein of 883 amino acids. Gene Ontology annotation, biological process: entrainment of circadian clock by photoperiod; circadian regulation of gene expression.